UGUGGAAUGGCUGGGGCCUGGACAUCCCCAUUUAUACGCUUAACUUCAUCAAGCAAUGUAAUGUUGGUCACUUUCUCACUGGACCGAAGAAAAGAGAGCAGUGUGCUGAAAGCAUAUUUCCAAGCUGUUCCUAAAAUUGUAUGUGGUGGCCAUUACAUCUCUUGGAAUGGGACUGUGACCUCUCCUUAUUAUCCAAGUUACUAUCCUCCCAAUAUUGACUGCCACUGGAUUAUCAGGGCACCACUACCUGGAUACAGACUGUUAUUCAAACUUCUUGUCAUACACGUUCAGGAACAAUCCUUAGGAUCCAAUAAAUGUGAUAAAGAUUGGCUGGAAAUUGAUGGGGUCAGAUACUGUAAACCAGUUUCAGAAGGCAAUAAGAUCAAGGAGUAUGGCUAUUCAGUUGCACUCAGUUUCCAUUCAGAUGAACUGGUCACGCACAGAGGGUUUUAUAUUGAAUUCAGAGCAUUCAGCCACACAGAUCAUGACUGUGAUAAUCAGAAACCUUUUGUUCUUUUAGCUUGUCCUAGGCAAUUUAAAUGUUCUGACAGAACAUGUGUUCCCUUAAACAGCAAGUGUGAUGGGUGGAAAGACUGCACAGAUGGAAGUGAUGAAGUAGACUGUGGUUGUAAUCCAGUGGAGUUUAAUUGUGGCAAUGGAAAGUGUAGGCACCAUUCCAAGAUGUGCAGAGGGGAUGACAGCUGUGACAGUGAUAGCCAAGAGGAGGACAGUUGCUCAUACAAAAGUUGCUCACAGCAUUCGUAUAAAUGCCUAAAUGGGAAGUGUCCGAAAAAGCUAAAUCCAGAAUGUGAUGGAAUAAGAGAUUGUGCAGACGGAUCUGAUGAAAUGAACUGUGCAUGUGGAAGGAAUCAGGUAAAGAAAACCAGAAUUGUUGGUGGUGAAGAUGCCAGGUCUGGAAAGUGGCCUUGGCAAGCAAGCUUGCAGCUUGGAACAUAUGGCCAUAUCUGUGGGGCAUCGAUUAUUUCAAAUAGGUGGCUGGUAUCUGCUGCCCACUGCUUUCUUGACUCUGAGUCUAUAAGGUACUCUAUAGCAUCUGGCUGGACAGCAUAUAUGGGUAUAAGGAUCAUUAACAAAAACAACAAUAAUCAUAUAGCCAUGCGAUCAAUCAAAAGGAUUAUUGUCCAUCCAUAUUACGACCACUAUAUCUCAGACUAUGACAUUGCCCUGUUGGAAAUGGAGGCACCAGUAUUCUUCAAUGAGCUGGUCAGCUUGCAAAAACUCUACAAGAAGCUAAAGUGAAAAUAAUUAAUCAAAGUACUUGCAACAAGCUUUAUGAUGAUCUGAUUACUUCUCGGAUGCUGUGUGCUGGAAAUCUUAAUGGUGGUAUUGACGCAUGUCAGGGUGAUUCCGGAGGACCAUUAGCCUGCUUAGGAAGGGGAAACAGAUGGUACCUUACAGGCAUUGUCAGCUGGGGUGAAGGAUGUGCUCGAAGAAACCGCCCUGGAGUUUACACCAAGAUCACAGCAGUUUAUGACUGGAUUAAUCAGUACACAAACUAACAGAAAGCUUGAGGAGAAAAAGCACACAAAUCUUUACAGGAGCCCUUUAAUUCUAACAAACAAAACAGGUUUUAUAAUAUUAUAAAGAAGAUGUUAAGAAGAAACAAUAUAGGGGUUUUCUGUAUUGAUUUAUAGGCAAACAAA
Messenger RNA from Heteronotia binoei (common prickly gecko), 1664 nucleotides. RefSeq names its product suppressor of tumorigenicity 14 protein homolog. The record is from RefSeq and is a predicted model, not a curated record. The coding region runs from base 7 to 1260 and encodes 417 amino acids. The transcript has 11 exons. Gene Ontology annotation, biological process: proteolysis; acrosome reaction. Lineage: Eukaryota; Metazoa; Chordata; Lepidosauria; Squamata; Gekkonidae. Gene Ontology annotation, molecular function: serine-type endopeptidase activity; protein binding.